UUCUCCAUUUAUUUUUUUACUAAUAACAGUGAUCCUUAGUCCAGGUUAAAGCCUCUUUAAGUAAUUGAUAGCUCCUCGCAGGUGGGCGGAGAUCGCAUUUUUAAGCGACCCUUUUUCUUGUCUCUUUUAGACCUCUUGAGAAAUAUGAAAUUUGAUUUUUGAAGAAUUUUUUUAUAUGAAGUAAGAAUUUGUUACAGGAACUUAGAUAAAUUGGUCGAAUUAAAACCUCAAAAGAUCUCGAAUCUUUUUAGAAAAUGAAAACAAAACACCCCGGUCGCGUUUCUUUUAUUGUCGAUUCGCCACAAUUUUUGGCACUUAGCAUGAGGUCUUUGAAAUUUAACAUCGAGAUCUUCGAGGGUGGUUCACCACAAGCGGUCAAAAAAACUAAUUCAUAAUCACUCAGGAAGUCAAUAAUAACACUCCAAUAAUCAAAAUCAAUUAUAUUCUUUAGAUUGGUGCUAUAUGAUGCUUUAUGAUAUUUAAUUGAUUUUUUUGGUAGCAGAAACGGUAGCAGCUUCGAACAUCGCGUGUGGUCUAUUUUUGUCCUAUUUAAUUCCGAUUUCAAAGAAAUGGUGUAGAAGUUUGAUAGAAAUUAAUUUUUUCAAAAAUCAUUUUUGAAUACGAUGAUUGAUUCACGCCGUUUAACUUUUUAACCCUAAAAGGGUAAAACUCAUUUGUUUUAGUCGACGUUUAAAAUUAACCACUAAACUCGCCCAUCCGGGGGUUCAUUAGUCCAUAGCUACCGAUGUUGUUCCAAGCACCCUUAAUCAAUCAAAAACAAGAAAUCUCUUCGAUGACCAAAAAAAAAAAACUCAAAUCCAACCCCUUUUUAUACAUUAUUCAUGUAAAAAGCAAGGUUAGACAACUUCAUUUUCAAUUAUUUUUUGCGAAGUUGUGUUAUUAUCUUAAUGUAUUUUAAAGUCUUGUUUUCUGAUAAUGAGUUUAAGAAUAUUGAUUAUUUUUGACUUAUUUCAAAAAAAUGACAAUGACGCAUUUUGUAUCAAACUUUUAUCUUAAUAAUUUUUGUUCAAUCAAAAUUUAAAAAUAUAAUGACAUAAUUUAUUUUUUAAAAUGAACUCUGUUCAAGUUGUUCCACGCGAUAUCAAUAACAUAGAAAAAGCAAUCCAUAAAACUGGAUUUGGUCUUUAUUCAAAAUUCGCAAUAAUUUUAACUGGAUUAUGUAGUUUUUCAGAAUCUUUAAUCUUAACCACGUUUUUUCUUUCGAUACCAUUAAUGGCUUGCGAUUUACCUCUCUCUGAAAAUAUGAUGAUUUCAAUUGGGGUUGUUUACUCGAUCGGAGAAUCAGUUGGGAGUUUUGUUUUUUUAUCAGUAAGUGAUAUCUUCGGGAAGAAACCUUUAAUUCCAGUUCUUUGCGCUUUAAUUUUUGCUAGUACAUUAGCAAGUAGUUUUGUUCAUAGUUAUUUAUUCCUAAGUUUUUUUACGUUAUUUUUGGGAUCAUCUCUAUCAACGAAUACAAUCGUAAUGAGAGUAAAUCUUGCUGAAUCAUUAUCAAAAAGGCGAAGAGGAGUUGUUUUAACGUUAUUAGAUUUGUGGUGGUCAUGUGGUUAUAUAGUCUCAGUUGUUGGUGUUUGGUCUUUUACGCCGCUAGCAAUAAAAUUUUAUUCAAAAGACGCAAGAUUUUUUACUUGGAGAAUAAUGAUAGCAAUUUCGAGUGUUUUAAGUAUCAUCAUAGGAUGCAUUUCGGGUUUGUUGAAACCAAGCGUUCGAUAUUUAUUGUAUUGUAAAAAGAACAGGGACGCUUUAAGUGUUUUAAAAGAGAUAUACGCAAUUAAUACUUCGAAAAAUUCCGAGGAUUUCGAUAUAAAUGAAAUUAACCUUAAUCAACAAAUUACCGAUUAUGGAAUUUAUAGGAAUAUGCCUAUGAGGAUUUAUAUGGAACAUGCUUGUGCUUUAAUGAAAACUGUUUAUAGAGGUUUAGAAAUUUUAGUUGGAAAACAAUUUAUUUUUCGACUUUUAACUCUUUCUUAUAUGAAAACGGUUACUUUUGGAGGCAUCUUCAUCACGCACUUGUGGAUAUACAAGGUGAUCUCGCAAACCGAUGGUUGUCAAUUGACUAAAACCGAUAUGAUUUCUUUGGAAAACUUUACUGCAACGGGAGAUUGUAAUGUUAAUUUGAAAAGUGCUGUCUUCAGAGAUUUUCUUUUAUUGAUUCCGAAUAUUAUUUUGGGACAAAUAUUUGCCAUAUUUUUAAUUGACAGGAUUAAAAGAAAAUAUUUAAUUGCUGUUUCUUAUAUAAUAUCUGGAUCAUGUAAUCUUGCAAUUGGAUUUACAAAUAAUCAUUUAUUUAUUAAAAUUGGUUUGGGUUCAAUUUAUUUAAUUUCAUCAAGUUUUGGCGACUCAAUAAUAAAUGUAGCUAUUAUUGAAAUGUUUCCGACGGCUUUAAGAGGAACUGCAAUGGGCGAAAUACAAUUUAUAACAAAAAUCGUAUUGGCUUUUAUAAAGCGAUAUUUGGACCUACCUUGUAACACAUUUAUGAUUAUGGCCGGUGUUUUUAUGGAAGUUGCAGCAGUAUUAGCGUUUUUCCUGCCGGAGUUCAAAGGGAAACCGAUGAUGGAAUGACAUCUGAAAUGCAUCUUAAUCGACGAGGGAAAAACGCGAAAAUAUCCAAUCCAGAAAGACGAAAAUAAUUUUCAUCAUGUUUUUCAGUCGAC
Messenger RNA from Onthophagus taurus, 2672 nucleotides. Its product is annotated as synaptic vesicle glycoprotein 2B. Gene Ontology annotation, molecular function: transmembrane transporter activity. Gene Ontology annotation, biological process: transmembrane transport. NCBI's taxonomy places the organism in Eukaryota, Metazoa, Arthropoda, Insecta, Coleoptera, Scarabaeidae. Gene Ontology annotation, cellular component: membrane. The record is from RefSeq and is a predicted model, not a curated record.